AUGACAGUUUUAGUUAUACACACAAAUGGUGUCAAUAAAACCAAAAGCACCACAGCCAGUAGCAGCAGUCAUGUUAUGCAUGCCAGCAACAGCAACAACAACAGCCAUGCCAGUAAUGCAACGUCCUUUACUACAACAGAAACAGUAGCAGCAACAACAACAAAUGGGUCUGCAGCAGGAUAUCGUGACAGCCAUAAAAUUGCUGCAACACAAAUAAAUAACAGCAGUUGCAGCAACACCACCUCCCUCUCCUCUGCUGCAAAAUCCACGACUGGUAGCACCCCUUUCACUUCCACAAAUCUCUUUCAAUUACUUUCCAUAGUCGGCUUAUGUCUCGUCUGCUAUUACAAUUCAACACAAUGUGGUCUGGUAUUCGAUGAUAUCAGUGCAAUACGAGACAAUAAGGAUUUACGACCCACCAGCCCUCUACGUCAAAUAUUUCUCAAUGAUUUCUGGGGUACACCAAUGCGCAAGGAACACUCUCAUAAAUCCUAUCGCCCGCUAACCGUUUUAACAUUUCGUUUUAACUAUUGGCUGCAUGAACUGCAACCGUAUGGCUAUCAUGCUGUCAACAUUCUACUGCACAUUGCAGUGUGUCUCAUAUGGCGGCGUGUUAGCCGUCUCCUGCUAAUGCAAUGUACCCAACGCCAACAAUUUGCUCAAAAUACCUCCUUCAUAAGUUCGCUGCUCUUUGCCGUACAUCCCAUACACAGUGAAGCGGUAACUGGUGUGGUAGGUCGUGCUGAAUUAUUAUCUUCGAUAUUUUUCCUGUUAGCAUUUCUGUGCUAUGCCAAGGCUGUUAAGAAUCCAGUUCAAUCUCCUUCUUCGAAAUUACAAAAAUCUGUUAAACUACUCAACAAAUGUUCAACAACUCAAUGGCCAAUGUUAUUUCUCAAUUUUUCGCUGUGUCUGCUGGCCUCAAUGUUAUGCAAGGAACAGGGCAUUACCAUAGCAGGUAUUUGUGUAACAUAUGAACUCUUUGUGGUACAGCGCAUACAUCCUCUCCAGCUGUGGUCGACAUUGCUGAAUCUAUUCGAAGAACGCUCAUCUGCAUCGUCGUCAUCAUCAGCAUCACCUACAAAUAAGGCUGCAACAUCAACAACUGCAUUUAACUCAGGCUCUCUAUCACCACCACUCCCUCCCAUAACAUGGAGUUCCGCCUUACUGAAACGUUUAACAUUUUUAGUUUCCAUAACGCUAUGCCUCUUGGUCGGUCGUGUCUAUGUUAUGGGCUCUCAACUACCUGUAUUUACACGUUUCGAUAAUCCGGCUUCGGCUGCAGAUGCUCCAGUACGACAGCUCACCUAUAGUUAUUUGAUUUAUUUGAAUUCUUGGCUCCUGUUAUUUCCAUGUGAUUUAUGCUGUGAUUGGACUAUGGGUACUGUACCCCUGAUAGAGGGCUUUGGUGAUAUACGUAAUGUGGCCACGCUAAUAACCUUUGCCUCUUUGGCUGCCCUAAUUUGGACAGCAUGUCGCAGUAAAAGUCUACAACAUUCCCGCAUGCUAAUUAUGUGUUUGGCUUGGAUAAUUUUGCCAUUCCUGCCAGCCUCGAAUCUAUUCUUUCCCGUUGGUUUUGUGGUGGCCGAACGUAUCUUAUAUAUGCCUUCAAUGGGUUUCUGUCUGCUGAUAGCCUAUGGUUAUGAAAGAAUUAAGGAGUCACUGGUGGAGACGAAAUCUCCUCAGCGAUGGCAAUUUAUAUGGAAAUUAUCCUUGGUGGCCCUGCUGCUGACACAUAGCGCCAAAACUUAUCAACGUAACAAAGAUUGGAUUAAUGAAUAUUCAUUGUUUAUGUCGGGGGUACAUGUCAACGAUCGCAAUGCUAAGCUAUUUAAUAAUGUCGGUCAUGCACUGGAAAAUGAAGGGCGAUUCCAGGAGGCUUUAUUGUAUUUCCAACAAGCGGUACACAUACAACCCGAUGACAUUGGGGCCCAUAUUAAUGUGGGUAGGACAUACAACAAUUUGAAAAUGUAUGAUGAAGCUGAGAAGGCAUAUCUGAAAGCAAAGUCGCUAUUUCCACGCAUCAAACCGGGAGAAAGUUAUCAGGCCCGCAUUGCCCCAAAUCAUUUGAAUGUUUUCAUAAAUUUGGCAAAUUUAAUUGCACGCAAUCAAACCCGUUUAGAGGAGGCUGAUUUCCUAUACCGUCAAGCGAUUAGCAUGCGUGCAGAUUAUGUCCAGGCCUAUAUAAAUCGUGGUGAUAUUCUAAUGAAACUCAAUCGCACCCUGCAGGCUCAAGAGGUGUAUGAAAAGGCCUUGCUUUAUGACAGUGAAAAUGCGGAUAUUUAUUAUAAUUUAGGCGUGGUAUUCCUAGAGCAGGGUAAAAGUGCCCAGGCCAAUGUUUAUUUCAAUAAGGCUCUCGAAUUAUAUCCGGAACAUGAACAGGCCUUACUGAAUUCGGCAAUUCUCUUACAAGAAAUGGGUGGUCCUGAAGCUAGACAACUAUCGCGGGAAAGGUUACACAAAAUCUUACAAAAAAAUGGCGACAAUGAAAAGGUCUAUUUUAAUUUGGGUAUGUUGGCCAUGGAUGAAAUGGAUUUCGAAGCUGCGGAACAAUAUUUCAAGCGGGCCAUACAUUUGAAAGAAGAUUUUCGUAGUGCUCUCUUCAAUUUGGCUCUGCUAUUGGCUGAUGCCAAUCGCCCUUUGGAUGCUGUACCAUUUCUUAAUCAAUUAAUACGCCAUCAUCCCGAUCACAUUAAGGGUCUAAUACUCUUGGGAGACAUCUACAUAAAUCACAUGAAAGAUUUAGAUGCUGCUGAAAUUUGUUAUCGCUCCAUAUUGAAAUUGGAUCCCCAUAAUAUACAGGGCCUACACAAUCUGUGUGUGGUCUUCGUGGAACGUAAACACAUGCUAAAGGCCCAGCAAUGUCUACGUUAUGCCCAUCAGUUGGCACCGGGAGAAGAAUAUAUACUGCGUCAUUUGCAAAUUGUCGAACAACGUUUGCAAAAAAUCAACAAGUUACCUGAUCAAUCACCUGAAAAACAACUUGCCUUGGCUGAUUUCAAUCCAAAAGAAUUUCCUCCUUCCUCCUCAUCAUCAAAAUCAACAGCAACAACAUCAUCAUCAACGACAACAAAAACAACCUCAACAACAUCGAGUCAAACUCCAGAUACUAAUUUAGGCAAGAAUACGAAUAACAACAAGCAACAACAACAGCGUAAAACAUCUAAUAAAUCCACAACAACAACAGCAACUACAUCAAAAUCAUCAUCACCUACAACUUCACAAUCUACUACCCAUCAUACAUAG
This is a messenger RNA of Musca vetustissima, 3243 nucleotides long. It is a transcript of the gene Tmtc3, whose product is annotated as protein O-mannosyl-transferase Tmtc3. Gene Ontology annotation, cellular component: endoplasmic reticulum. NCBI's taxonomy places the organism in Eukaryota, Metazoa, Arthropoda, Insecta, Diptera, Muscidae. The record is from RefSeq and is a predicted model, not a curated record. The transcript is spliced from 3 exons. Bases 1 to 3243 code for a protein of 1080 amino acids. Gene Ontology annotation, biological process: protein O-linked glycosylation via mannose. Gene Ontology annotation, molecular function: protein binding; mannosyltransferase activity.